This is a messenger RNA of Oncorhynchus kisutch (coho salmon), 1978 nucleotides long. RefSeq names its product laminin subunit gamma-3-like. The transcript is spliced from 9 exons. The record is from RefSeq and is a predicted model, not a curated record. NCBI's taxonomy places the organism in Eukaryota, Metazoa, Chordata, Actinopteri, Salmoniformes, Salmonidae. Gene Ontology annotation, biological process: animal organ morphogenesis; tissue development. The coding region runs from base 326 to 1849 and encodes 507 amino acids.
CAUUGAGUUCAUUGCUUGCUCAGUGAAGCAGAUUUCCACAAAUUGGCUGACAGAUUUUUAAUUAAACCUGUACUGGUGUCCUCACUGUCUUGAUAAAAUGAGUCAUGAUCCUAUCAUGUAGAGCACAGUGUUUGAAUUAAAAUGUCCAUAUUCCUUUGUCAGGUUUGGGACAUUCAUUCAUUUCCAGAAUUUCAUUACCAGAUAUUGAUUUACGUUGAAAUGAAAAUGGCCCCCAAACCCUCCAGCCCAACAUCAUCCAUAACUCACCUAUCAAAAAACCUGUCACCUGUCACCCCACGACACACACGCAAACACACAUAUACACAUGCACAUACACACACACACACCUUCUCUCCACAGGCAUCAGAUGCGAGAUGUGCGAGGACAGUUUCCACGGCGACCCCCUGGGCCGGUUCAACCGUGUGAGAAGUGCGACUGUAACGAUAAUGUGGACCCCAACGCGCUGGGCGUGUGUGAUCACAUGACGGGCUGUUGCCUGAAGUGCCUGGGACACACCGAGGGAGACCAUUGCCAACGCUGCCGACACGGUUACUAUGGGGACGCCCUGGACCGCACUGUGGCCCAGAAGUGCAAACGCUGCGGCUGCAGUCCUGCAGGGACUUCUGGGUCGUUGGAGGACUGUGACCCCCAGACAGGAAGUUGUCUUUGCCCUAGUCAUGUGACCGGGCGAGACUGUGGUCAGUGUGAGGUGGGCUUCUUCAACCUGCAGUCUGGAGUAGGCUGUGAGAGGUGCACCUGUAACCCCAUUGGCUCAUCAUCCAUGGCUUGCCACCAAAUCACAGGCCAGUGUGUGUGUCGGCUGGGACUGGAGGGGCGGCUGUGCAGCACAUGUCGUAUGGGCUUCUAUGGUUUCUCCUCACGGGGCUGCAGAGCCUGUAAUUGCGACCCAAUGGGUUCCAGCUCCAUGCAGUGCCACACCAACGGCACCUGUCCCUGCCGCCAGGGCUUCGUGGGGUACAAGUGUGACCAAUGUGAGCUCAACUACUUCCACAACAGAGCCACACACCAGUGUGAGGAGUGCCACAUCUGCUAUGGGCUAGUCAAGGAGCAGGCAGGGAGGCUGAAGGCUCGGCUGCAGGAUUUGGAGAAUCUGCUAGCACGCUUCGACUGCCGGAGGGGCUACGGGAACCACCAUCAUGUGCGGGAGUAUCACAUGCGACAGCUUCACGAGCGACAGCAUCACGAGCGUGGGCAUCAGGGGGAGGACAGCCUGCCCAAUGCGCUGGAGGACUUCCUGGCUAUCCAAGAGGCAAAGGAAGCCUUGGUUAAACAGUUUGCUAUCAUGGAGACGUCUACACACACUCUCUCAGCCCAGCUGCACAAUGUUACCCCAGCUAUGAACUGUAGUGCCAGCAUGGAAGAAGAGCAGGAGGAGGAGAAAAAGGAGAAGGGGAAGGAGGACGGGCGGAGAACAUUGUGUAGUACCCUUGGUGACGCUCUAUCAGUGGUCAGAAGUGCACAGACACAGCUGAAGCAGGCAACACUGGACCUGGACAACAUGGUCAUUCCUUUCGAGGUGCCACCGGUGCCCAACCGAUGGAACUCAGCGGUGAACCAAUCAGAGGUCCUUAUGAAAAGCCACACAGAGAUGUCUGGUCGUAUAGAGUCUAUAGCUACCAAGGCAUUCAUGGCCUCCAACCAGACCUACUCUCUACUGAUGGACCUACUGGAGGACAACUCUACAAAGGAAUACAUCAGCAACCUCACAGAGCAACUGGCAGACAUGCAGCAGAUAAAGGAGAAUCUGACUGCCCAAGUGAAUAGGACUCUAGACAAUCAAUUGUCUCUGGAGGAGGAGUCUGCUGUCUUGAUGUCUUGGUUGCCCUAGGAAACCUCACCUCCUCCCUAUUGGAGCUGUCCCAGAGGAGGCCCAAAUCCACAUCAGGAACCAACCAAUCAGAUCUCAGACCAACACAGGGUUACAACCAAUCAGACCCCAGCCUCGCACCGGCUGCCA